Molecule: messenger RNA, 3153 nt
Organism: Zeugodacus cucurbitae (melon fly)
Lineage: Eukaryota; Metazoa; Arthropoda; Insecta; Diptera; Tephritidae
Product: myotubularin-related protein 10-B
Exons: 2
Coding region: 79-2415 (778 amino acids)
Source: RefSeq, a predicted model, not a curated record
ACGACACCGAUUGUAGCACAUAGUAAGAAGGUCGCAAUAACAAAAUAACAAACAGACGAUAGGCAAUUACCACCAAAUAUGUCUAGUAUAUCGGACCGGAAGCGAAAUACUUUUUUGAGUUAUGUUGCACCCUCACCUGGAGAUAUUCCCCGUCAAGAAGGCAGCGAUGACUGGCUUCCAACAGAGCUCCGGGACCUUCAUUUGGCUAAACCACGACUGUUAGCUAAUGAACUUGUUGUAGCUUCGGCACCCGCUUAUCUGUUCUCUGCUAUUAUGCCAGCUCCCACUGAAGGUUCCGAACUCGAUAUGUCUCGUCAGGCAGUAUUCGGUUUGUUAAGUGUAACCAAUUUCAAAAUGGCCUUUGUGCCAUUACAACGACAGAAACAGGAAACACCUCCCCAAGAAUCCUAUCAGGAGCAUCUUUAUUUGCAACGUAACGACGUUACCCUAAAUAAUAUAGAUUAUGUAUACCAGCUGGCAGAGGGUGGUAGAGUCAGCGUAAGUGCAUUAAGUGGAGGAAAUAGACGUAAAAAACUUGACGCACAACAGAAAGUGAUGAGCAGUCGUAUUACGGCGCUUCAUAUUAUUUGCAAAAACUUUCGUUUACUUAAAUUCGCCUUCCAAAAUUCAAGAUCUGGCCCUGACUAUGGAAAACUGAUUGCAUCGGCUUUAGCUCGAUUCGCAUAUCCAUCGCGUCAUGAUCUAAGUUUUGCGUACUGUUACCGCGAGCCAUAUUAUUCCAUGAUAGGAAAAUCUAAUGUUACUAUGUAUAGCACAAAGAAUGACUGGGCACGAGAGUUAAUACGAUGCGGUGCAAACGAAUGGCAAGUUGUUAGUGCUGAUAGUGUGCCUCAAUUACAAAACGUAUUACAGGCUCCAAAAUACACUCUACCACCACACUUUGUUAUUCCUAAAUGCUGCACAAUUGAACGAUUUUUGGACUUAUCACGAGCCUUCUAUGAUUCGCGAGCGGCUUUUUGGGUCUAUGGCUAUGGUAGUGCAUCGCUUGUCCGUUUAGCUGAGUUGAAACCUGCAAUGCAGCAAGACACUAAAGUGGAGAAUGUUACACUUGAACUCGUGAGAAAGUGCGAUCCGCGACAUGCGUUGAAACUUCUACAAUUGACGGAUCGUCUUCCUAGUAUACAAGAUGUACAAAGAUCAUAUUUGAAGUUUCGUCGUCUUUGUACGCCCGAAAAUCCGCAAGAAUUUCUGGUUCAAGAUUCAAAAUUCCUUUCAAAUGUCGAAAAGUCGAAUUGGCUCUUCUAUGUGUCACUCUGUCUGCGAUAUUCGUGUGAGGCUGCAGAAUCGUUGCGAACCGGUACAACAUGUGUAUUGCAAGAAACCAAUGGACGGGAUUUGUGUUGUAUUAUAUCGAGCCUAACACAAAUAAUAUUAGAUCCUCUAUUUCGGACAAUUGAUGGAUUUCAGUCUUUGGUACAAAAGGAAUGGGUGGCUUUGGAGCAUCCCUUUCAAACUAGAUUGGGCCACGUUCGUGGCGAUGCAGCAGAAGAGGAAGAAAGUCCAGUUUUCUUACUUUUUCUAGACUGUGUGUGGCAGUUGUUGCAGCAAUUCCCGGAUGAAUUCGAGUACAGUCAAACGUAUUUAACCACAUUAUGGGAUUCGUGUUUUCUGCCUAUCUUUGACACAUUUCAAUUUGAUACUGAGGUGGAUCGAGCGCGUGCUGUCAAUUUUGGCAAUCUGGUACUGCGUCCUGUUUGGGAUUGGGGCGAACAGUUUGCUGAGAAAGAUAAGGUAUUUUUUACAAAUCCUUUCUAUCAACGCCAACGGCAGGAACAACAUAACCGUCGGUCAAUAGCGAUACCUGCAGGUGCUGUAAUGUUACCUGGACUCGCACAAAUAUCAUCAAUGAAACAAGGGCAACAACAACGCUUUACAACCAUCAAUCCGCAAUUGUUUGUUACCUCAUCUACAAUACCAAAGGAUCGCUAUUUGGAGCCGCAACAUCGCAUGGCUGAUUUGGCAAUAUGGGAACAAUGUUAUUAUCGUUGGAUGCCUAUUUUAGAAAUCAAACACGGCGGCUUUCCACAGAUAGAUCUUAAUCAUCGUUUACUGCUGAGCAACAUUGCGAAAUUACAGCGUUGCUUAGAACUUCAGGAUUUUGAUGAUCUACCAGAUAUUUACUAUGAACGGACCUGUGAGAAAAGGCCUCUCAUAGAUAACAUUACUAGAAGACGCAACAGCAUUGAAAUGAUCGAUGGCGUUGAGCGGCGUCGAAAGUCUUCCUUACCAGCUACUUUGAAUGGAUUCAAUAACAGUGGAUUGCUUCCAGAGAUUUCGUCUUUUUUUCCCUUUAGCAUAAACACAGGCGAAUCUGAGCAGCUUAUCGACAUACUAACAAAUAGCAAUGAAUUCCUGUUAGAAGGAUCAAUUAUGGAACGCCUAUCAAUCGCAUAGCAUUCAGAAGAUAUUUGCAAAAUGUCUCAAGCAGCUAAAUUCGGCUAAGAUGCCAAUCUAAAAUUGUACUUCUUAGUUAAAGUGUUUGGAAAACCAGUUUUUUUUAUUUAUACCAAUUGGAAUUUAGCAACACAAUUACAUAAAAGAAAUAUUUAUGAACAGUAUCGGUAUUUUGUAAAAAGAAGUUAUACUAUUUACUCAAACCAUGCAGUACCAUCACACUCACACGCUAUUAUCCAAGAAAUCAAAAAUUUAAAAUUCUUAAUACAUACCUUAUACGAGAACGUUAUAGUAUUAUAUACCUACACAUAUAUUUUGCUACUUUAAUAUUCAUUUAAAUUUUUAGUUUUUUUUUUCUUAGAAACUACCGACUAUUCGUAUAAAAGAUUAUUUUAUUACAAAUUUAUUGAAAUGAGGACAGUUGUGUAUGUUGAAACGGAAAAUUCUUACACUUUAGACACGUAUGAAUUGUUUGUAUUAUAUAGGCGUAUUUGAAUAAUAGUUGCAGUUUUCAUGCAAUUGAAUGUAACAUUGAAAUUAAAAUUUAUCAAGGUGGGGUUUUGCUUGGUAUCGGUUCGGACCGAUAAAAAAUAACGAUUUAGCCCGACCACAUGAUAAUCGUAAUAAAAUACAGCCCCAAUGUCUUUACGAUAUUCCUAAAAUUGAUAAUACAUAAGUAUAUAUAUUUAAAAAAAUAAUAAAUAAAUAUUUAUUAUAUUUUAACAUUUCACACGUAAA